AAAAGCAAACCCUACGGAGGUAGAGGAUGCACAUCCAACGAAGGAUCCAACCCCAUCGACGACGUCGGCCGUAGCCGAGACUCUCUUCGAGACGAGAUUCGUGGUGGCUUUUGGUUCAGGCCUGUGUUUGAUGGGGGAGCAAGCCGGGCAGAAGCAUUUCACUGCAGGGACAGCCCUCCCUCUAGCGCGAGGAUAAAGUUAUUCGAUAACACCACCUGGGCACCACCGGGCUGCGAAGACGCUCAACACCAACGCUGCACCCCGCCGCCCGCGCCCGGCCGGCUUUCCUCUUUUCCUUCGUUUCUGUUGAUGACUUGACUCCCAGCCGCUCUUUUACCUCCGCUCUGCUCCUCCCGUGACCCUUGACCCCUUCUCCCUUCAGCGUCCUCCAUCGCAUGUCUCGCAUGUUCCACUACUGCCCUUCACACGUCCGUCCUGAGCAGCACGCCCGCCACUCCAGGCCAUUGCAGCGCCUGUAGGCUGGCUGGCGCUGUGAUGGACUUCAAGACGAAGCUCAGCAAUGCCCGUCAAAGGCUGCCGCUGCUGCGCCGUGGCAGCCAGCAUUCGACAUCCUCGCCACGCUCGCCCUCGCAGUCGAGAAGUGAACAUGGGCCCUCUGGAGGCCGCCGGUCAAGCAUGAGCGCGUCGUUGACCAAGCUGCCGGCCGUGUCCUCGGGCAGCGUGAGCACAGCGGAGGAGAAGCCCAUGUCCAAAUCCGCCGUGCUGCCUCCUCCCAGAAGGUCCGAAGAGGAGAGCUCCAUGGCCAGGAACAGCACCUCUACUGGUACAACUUGUAAUGCUAGGGAGCCGCCGCGCCACUCGCAAGACAACACCGUCGCCAGCGCCGCAUCCACCUCCGCCUCCACCUCGGCGCUGCCCUCUGCCCACCCGCACCCCGACGCUCGCAUCGCAAACGCCUGCCCUGCCGUCACCUUGGAAGGGCCUACGCCUGUACGCCUGCCCGUCGACGCUGCUGGCCUGCAAUCUCCGCCCGACGUCUCGACACAGCUGUCAGGCCCCUCCGACGACCAGCCCUCGGAGCUACCACCGUCGUCCCCACGCACCCAGACAAAGUCUACGCACCCUGGCCUCCCGAGGCGACAAUCCCUCGUAACCUCCUCUAAUGCGCGCGUAAUCAAGACUCUGCUCCAACCUGAAAUCCCUCAGGCUGCCAUCACCUCCGGCCCUCCCACCACAGACUACUUCGCCGGCGCCCCAUCCUUCAACACCCGCAUGCUGAACCGCAAGAUUUGGGUCAAGCGCCCGAAUGCCUCUGCGACGCUGGUCCAGAUUAAGGAGGACGAUGUCGUCGAUGAUGUGCGGGAGGUGAUAUUGAGGAAAUAUGCCAACUCGCUAGGCAAGGUGUUCGACGCUCCGGACAUUAGCUUGCGCAUAUAUCCUCGAGACGCAACGGGGAAGUCGGCUGCAGAUCGGCUACUGGGGCCAGAGGAGGAGAUGUGCAGGACCUUGGAUGCCUACUACCCAGGUGGACAAACAAUCAACGAGGCCCUGCUCAUCGAGGUACCCCAGAGGCGGACCCCCAGACCUUCGCCUCGCGUUCCAGUCUUCUAUGCUCACCAUGACGACUCUCGAUUCAACGAGCAGCCCUCGGAAUACUUCCCGCCAAUGGGGCUCGUCAACCCGUCGCCCGCUGCCCUGACAGCUGCUUCUCAAGAAUCAAGAGCUUCCGUGCCACCAGCCCACUCCAUUGCUGUCCUUUCAACAGGACAGUUGCCCAAUCUCCCGUCUCCCGGUAGCGCGCGGAAGUCUCACCACGGCCGUCCAAAGUAUCCACGGCACAACACUGCUUCACCCACCGCCCUGACCGGCGCCGUACCAAGCUCGGCCGGUGGCUCUCGUCCGCCUCAGCGAGCCCGCCAUGAUUCUAUUGCCUCCGAAACAAAGCAUUCCACCUCUUCGGGGAAUCAUCCCAUCCCGACCCCUCCUGCUCCCGUCGAUUCCAUCGUGCGACCUGGCUCGAAUCCCCCUACCCCUCGCGUGGCCUCUCCAAGGCCAGACAUCAAGAAGAGAAGGAAGGCAAAGCCGGCUGAGACGCCUAGUCUACCUGCCGAGUUGGUUGACACGGUGCCCCCCAUCAACGUGCUCAUAGUGGAAGAUAACAUUAUCAAUCUGCGGGUUCUGGGCGCCUUCAUGCAGCGGCUGAAGGUCCGUUGGGCAAAGGCGAUGAACGGAAAGGAAGCCGUCAUGAAGUGGAAAUCGGGCGGUUUCCAUCUGGUGUUGAUGGACAUCCAGCUGCCCAUCAUGAAUGGCUUGGAGGCUACCAAGGAGAUUCGACGGCUCGAGAGGGUGAACAACAUUGGCGUCUUCAGCAGCGGCAGCAAUGAGGCGCCCAACAACCGGCUGGGUGAAGGCGGAAGUGGCAAUGUCGAGGACGACGACAAGCUCGGUGACAGGAGUCUGUUCAAGAGCCCGGUUAUCAUCGUGGCUCUUACAGCCAGCUCUUUACAGAGCGACAGACACGAGGCAUUGGCGGCCGGCUGCAACGAUUUCUUGACCAAGCCCGUCAACUUCGUCUGGCUCGAACGCAAGGUCAAAGAGUGGGGAUGCAUGCAGGCUCUCAUCGACUACGACGGAUGGCGCAAGUGGAAAGAUUUCGCGCCUCCUCAGAACGAUACCACCACCAAGCCUGUACUCGCACCGAAGCCCAAGCCGCCUGCGCUCGCCGCCACGUCUCCCACAAGCGGCACACCAACUCCGUCAGAUUCCAAUGGGUUCGGUACCCCUCCCACCAGGCCCUCGGACGAAGAGAGGAAAAACAAGAGGAGAAGCUUAGGUCCAACGUCACGUCCUCCUCCAUUACCCGAAGAGGAUUCUAACGUCGAGUCUCCCGACGUGGAUUCCUAGGAUCCCGGAAAACAACCCGCACAUUUCCUGUCGGCUGUAAAUUGGCUUUUCCGCGGUUAUUGCAUCUAAGGUGUUGUGCAUCACUUGAUAUCUGGGAUUUGCGGAGUUCCUUACGCUUUCCUUCUUCUUCUUCUGCUGUAUUCUGCUUCGGGAGCUUUUUUGUUCGUCCCUGGAACUACCUGGGUUUCGACGAGAAGAAGAGUAAAAGGGUGGAGUCGAGACAUUUUGCAUCUGCCUGUGGCAGGUCUACUAGGCACUGCCUAGAUUCGUUUCUCUUGAGGACGCACUACGGGAAAGUGCUUGAACAGUACAUGCUUUUUGGGAAUAACAACGGUGCUGCCUCUGCUGCUGGUUGAUAUACACAUGGAGCAUGGGGUUAGCUGGAGUAAUCGUAAUGUUUCACGCUUUGCGUGGUCGUUUCUCUCUACACAGUAUACUGCCAUUAUGCAGGGAAUAACAACAUAGUGGUCAGCGCAGAA
Molecule: messenger RNA, 3344 nt
Organism: Westerdykella ornata
Lineage: Eukaryota; Fungi; Ascomycota; Dothideomycetes; Pleosporales; Sporormiaceae
Exons: 2
Coding region: 496-2865 (789 amino acids)
Biological process (GO): osmosensory signaling via phosphorelay pathway
Cellular component (GO): Mcs4 RR-MAPKKK complex
Molecular function (GO): protein kinase activator activity; phosphorelay response regulator activity
Source: RefSeq, a predicted model, not a curated record